AGACAACUUCUUCCUCGUCACCGACCACGGUGUACAAGCUACAGCACCCAGUGCGCUCAUGAUUCGUGCGCUGUCUGCCCCGAGGGCGGUGGGGGCACCCUCCGGUCGGGUCGUCGUACGGGUUACACGUCGCCGGUACGCGACCGAACCUCCAACUGUACCACCGAAGAAAAAGAAGAGCAUAGUACGGCGCCUUCUUUUCUACACGGCAGCGGGAACAGCUACUUUCUACAUCGGCAGCGCAUUUGUCGCGUUCAAGUAUCCGCCAUACAAUGACGUCUUCGUGCAGCAGGUACCGCUAGGUGCUGCUGUCGUGCAGUACGGCGAAGACCACGACUGGGACACUCUUACUGUCGAGAAAGCCAUUGCCUACGGCAAAGGCGUCUACAAUUACCUGCAGGGUUUCGUAGGCGGGCAGGAACGGGGCGAUGUUCUCCAGCGCGCGAAGGACGCUAUGGGCAAGACCAAGGAGACGGUGGUGCAUAGUGUCGAGGCUUCCACGGAGGCAAUCCAGGAAGCCGUGCAGAACCGCGUGCAGGAGACGAAGGACCGCAUGAAGCAGGCUGCCGAGUCGAUGAAGACGAGCGUGCGGAAGACCGAGGGAGGGAUGGCCGAGAGGAGUGCAAGGGUGAAGGAGGUCGUCAAGCACGAGGCCGUGCAGUUCUCCGAAGGUGUCGAGGACCUCGUGCGCAAGGCAGAGGCCGCACUUGCUGGUCGCGCCGUUGACAAGUUGCCCGAGGCGACCACAACACCCGCGCAGCCCGAGGUCGUCUCCCCACAACCUCGAGAUAACAAGGCCGAGGAGACAUCCCCCAAGGAUCUGCUCAAUGGCGGUAACGUCUACGGGGCACCUCUACCCAUCGGCUUCGAGCCUCCCCCUGGCUUCUCGCGCCCGGCACCGCCGAAGAAAGCCGCACCUCCAGCAGAGCCCGCUGAGGCGAAGCCUGCACCUGCACCACUUCCCCUUGUCGCCCCUGCUGUAUCAGAGUUCGGUGCAUCGGAACCUGUCAUUGCACAGCUGGCCUCAGUCAUCGACAACCUCGCAUCCUUCCUGAACGCCAACCCAACAGCGGCUGACAAGGCACGAGACAUCCUUGACACGGCCACGACCGACUUGACGGCCCUCGCGUCGCGGAUUGAUCAAGUCAAGGCGGAGGAGCGGACGAAGCUUGAGGCAAGGCUGGAUGAGCAGACGCGCGAGUACACUCUCAAACUCCUUGAGCUCGAGAUGGAAGCGCAGGACAAGCUCGACAGCCAGGAGCAGGGCUUCCGCAAGUUCUUCGACGAGGAGAGGACCAAGUUCGUGCAGGCUUACCGGGAGAAGCUCAACCGCGAGCUGCAAACUCAGAGCGAGAUCAUCAACGAACGUCUCAAGGAGGAAGUCAUUGCUCAGGGCAUCGAGUUGCAGCGGCGCUGGAUUCGCGACAUCAAGGUCCGUGUUGAACAGGAACGUGGCGGGCGCCUUGCCAAGCUCGACGAGCUCGCAACAAAUCUGAAGCGUCUCGAACGUAUCGCCCUCGACAACUCCGACUUCCUCGACGAGAACAUCCGGAUUCACGCCCUUUGGUCUGCUCUCCGCGCGCUUACACACAACGUUGACGCUCCCGUCCGUAAGCCGUUCCGCGAGGAGCUGCGUGUUCUCCGACAUCUCGCCGCGGCGCGCGAGGACUCCCUGGUCUCAUCGGUGCUUGAGUCCCUGGAGUCAUCGGACGUCCCUGAUGUCGGCGUAGAGCCCUUCGCAGAUCUUGCAACAUGGUUCUCUACGUCGGUCGCCCCGGCCGUGAGCAGCGUCGCACUCGUUCCUGACCAGGAUGCGGGCGUCCUCAGCCACGUAGCAUCGCACCUAGUCUCGACAUUCACGUUCCACCGGCAAGGACUGGUUCCUGGUAAUGACGUCCUCAGCGUGAUCGCGAGAGCAGAGUACUACUUGAACGAGAAAGACCUUGACAAUGCUGCGCGGGAGUUGAACCAGCUCAAGGGACCUGCGAAGGUUCUGUUGUCUGAUUGGCUGGAUGCUGCCCGGAGAAGGCUGGAGGUAAAGCAAGCAUUGGAGGUUGUACAAGCACAAGCCACACUUGCAUCCCUGCUCGUAGCCCAGGACUAAAAUUUGUGCAGUCUGCUAGAUCCACUAUAAUUUUAGACUACUUACUGGACGUUGUGAAUGUGAGUGUACUAUUCUCGCUCAGUCAUCACGAUGCACGACGCCAAUGCUGCCGACUUGUGGAAUUUUUGGGAAGUACUGUAUCCUGCACCUUCCUUCUACCGCGACUUAUCCGAGCCUAAGCGCUUAUGGACCUGCCUUGAGUGUAAGUACACGCAUGCGUCUCGUAGCUUCGACCAGCGCCCAGCGCGAAGCCCUUUCCCUCGUGCGGCGACACGAAGCCAAAUCUUCCCCAUGUUGCUCAUGACUGCGGCUAUCUACGCGGACGUUAGAGCGUCAGGUCGUAUCAAGAGUAAACGGACGUCUCAAUACCUGC
Rhodofomes roseus is the source of this 2477-nucleotide messenger RNA. RefSeq names its product mitochondrial inner membrane protein Mitofilin. NCBI's taxonomy places the organism in Eukaryota, Fungi, Basidiomycota, Agaricomycetes, Polyporales, Fomitopsidaceae. The coding region runs from base 59 to 2104 and encodes 681 amino acids. Gene Ontology annotation, cellular component: MICOS complex. The transcript has 4 exons. Gene Ontology annotation, biological process: cristae formation. The record is from RefSeq and is a predicted model, not a curated record.